GUCGGCGAUAGUGACAUCAAGGGUCUUGCGAUCUGGGUCCAGUAGAUCUGGAUCCAGAGGGUCUUAAGUCAACAUCGCGAUCUCGGCCGGCAUUGGGGCGGCGAGGCGAUCUCGGAACGCAAAGGUGACCAAGGCCUAGAGGACAUGGAGUAGAAGUCUAGGCUACGAAGAGUAAGUGAAGCAAACUUGAUGAGUGUUCAAGGUGACGGGAAGAGAUAGCGUCAGCAGCAUAUGGCCGGCUGGUAGUCGUGAUGAUAGAGAUUUAGGAUGGGACCUCCAGGCUAACACAUUAUCAGAACCGAAUUUGCAUUGGAGAGAACUAGUGCCUUCCCUGCGGCGAAGAAGAGCAACAACAAGCCGCUUGCAGCGUUAGGAUGUCUACGCUCCCAGAUCACCAGAUAUUUACUACGCGGACGGGCGCAUUCUUGAAGCAUCACUACGUCAAGAUCCCGCUAUAUGAAGCGGCAAGUACGUGUAAAGGAAGCCCUACAAGGCAACGCACCCAAACCAAGACAAUCCUACGGCCGGAUCCAGAUCAAGCCCGCCAGAUUAAUCGCUUAGGACUUGGACUUCUACGUCAGCAAAGGGACGAGCUUCCGCUCUGCUCCACAAGUCUUGCCAAGGUAUUCAAGCCUUCACACAUUGCACUUUUGAGUAGUUACCGGAACACCAAGAUCUUACCCAUACUACCGGGUACACAAGAUGAGGAAGUUCAACACAAGAUCACGGCUCAUCGGGGGACUGCUCUGUUAGUCGGUAGUCUGGACCAGGUGGGGAGAGGGAACCAGCGAUCUUGCGGAUUUCGCUGAUCCAGCUACACCACACACAUUGGGCCUGGUGGCAGUGUUUCCUCGACCAGCAUACGUGCCACGGCGCUGCUCUUUUCUUGCCAUGGUGCCGGAUUUUGGAUCUGGCUAGUGGAGUUGGUACUGGGCGGAUAAAUGCACUCGCCGCCAUCACCACUUAGUCUGUGGGAUUCGUCGUCUCCGUAGCAUGGCCACAUUAUGAAAUAUCCGCGGUCGAGAUAGGCGCACCCUCGCUGUUCUAGCUGUCGCACUAUUAGUAGCAUCCAUAGCGACUGAUGUAGUGAAGCUGGGCGAAUUAAUUUAACUUUGAUCAUCAACCGACCAUUAUUCUCCA
This is a messenger RNA of Phytophthora nicotianae INRA-310, 1140 nucleotides long. RefSeq lists its product as hypothetical. Bases 375 to 809 code for a protein of 144 amino acids. The transcript has 2 exons. The record is from RefSeq and is a predicted model, not a curated record. NCBI's taxonomy places the organism in Eukaryota, Oomycota, Peronosporomycetes, Peronosporales, Peronosporaceae.